This is a messenger RNA of Triticum turgidum subsp. durum (durum wheat), 696 nucleotides long. NCBI's taxonomy places the organism in Eukaryota, Viridiplantae, Streptophyta, Magnoliopsida, Poales, Poaceae. The record is from the annotation of a GenBank genome assembly.
AUGGCUCCCGCCGCCGACCUUAGCUCGCACGUCCACGCGGCCGCGGACGCCGCACCCAAGUCCCCCGCCAAGCCGAAGCAAGAAGAGAUCAGUCCUGCGGCGGCCGACGUUGACGACGACGUGGAGGCGGGUGGUGGCAGCCCGGGCGGCGACGGCGUCAACUACGUAGCGCGCGCACAGUGGCUCCGCGCGGCCGUCCUGGGCGCCAACGACGGCCUCGUCACCGUGGCCUCCCUCAUGAUCGGCGUUGGCGCCGUCAACGAUUCCAAGCGCGCGAUGCUCGUGUCGGGCGUCGCGGGGCUCGUGUCCGGCGCCUGCAGCAUGGCCAUCGGCGAGUUCGUGUCCGUGUACGCGCAGUACGACAUCGAGGUGGCCCAGAUCAAGCGCAUCCGCGGCGGCGACGGCGACAGGAGCAACCUGCCGAGCCCGAUGCUGGCGGCGGGCGCGUCGGCCCUGGCGUUCGCGGCGGGCGCCGCGCUGCCGCUUCUGAGCGGCGGGUUCGUGCGGACGUGGGCGGGCAGGGUUGUGGCCGUGUGCGCGGCGAGCAGCGUCGGGCUUGCCGGCUUCGGCGUGCUGGGCGCGUACCUGGGCGGCGCGAGCGUGGUGCGGUCCGGGGCCCGGGUGCUGGUGGGAGGGUGGCUCGCCAUGGCCACCACCUACGGGGCGCUUAAGCUCUUCGGAGUGCACGGCGCUUAG